GUCCAGCCGUCCGGGGCACGCCUGAUUGUCCCCAGCUCCCGGGACUCCAGGUCCCCGCGGGCGAGUGGUACAAAAUGAAGCUCGUUUUGCUGUUACCAUGGGCGUGCUGCUGCUUGUGCGGUUCGGCGCUGGCCACCGGUUUCCUUUACCAGUUCCCGGCAGCAGCCUUGCAACAGCACGGCUACCCGGAGCAGGGCGCCGGCUCCCCCGGCAACAGCUACUCGAGUCGCCGGCACUGGUGCCAUCACACGGUGACAAGGACAGUGUCCUGCCAGGUGCAGAACGGCUCGGAGACGGUGGUCCAGCGAGUCUACCAGAGCUGCCGGUGGCCUGGGCCCUGUGCCAACCUCGUGAGAACUCUCAUCAGACCGACCUACCGGGUUUCCUACCGCACGGUGACUGCGCUGGAGUGGAGGUGUUGCCCUGGGUUUACUGGGAGCAACUGUGAAGAGGAGUGUAUGAACUGUACCCGGCUUAGCGAUAUGAGUGAGCGUCUGACCACGCUGGAGGCCAAGGUCCUCUUGCUGGAAGCUGCUGAGCAGCCUUCAGGCCCAGACAAUGACCUGCCACCCCCACAGAGCACCCCGCCAACCUGGAAUGAGGACUUCUUGCCAGAUGCCAUUCCCAUUGCUCACCCAGGGCCCCGAAGGAGAAGACCCACAGGUCCAGCUGGACCUCCAGGACAGAUGGGACCACCGGGGCCUGCAGGGCCCCCAGGUUCCAAAGGUGACCGGGGCCAGACAGGAGAAAAGGGACCAGUAGGACCUCCAGGUCUCCUGGGGCCACCGGGACCACGCGGGCUCCCUGGAGAGAUGGGGCGCCCUGGUCCACCAGGCCCUCCUGGCCCAGCAGGCAGUCCCAGCCUCUUGCCAAACAGCCCCCAAGGUGUCCUGUAUUCCCUGCAGCCACCCACAGACAAGGAGAAUGGAGACUCCCAGCUGAACCCUGCUGUGGUUGACACAGUGCUGACAGGUGUCCCAGGUCCCCGGGGUCCCCCUGGCCCUCCUGGUCCCCCAGGACCACAUGGUCCUCCAGGACCUCCAGGAGCACCUGGAUCCCAGGGUGAGCCCAGUGUGAAGGAAGGAGAAGAGGACAAAGCCGCCACUGCAGAGGGUGAGGGUGUGCAGCAGCUUCGAGAAGCCCUGAAGAUCCUGGCAGAGAGGGUCCUCAUCCUGGAACACAUGAUUGGGGUCCACGAUCCCCUGGCCUCCCCUGAAGGAGGCUCUGGGCAGGACGCGGCCCUGAGAGCCAAUCUCAAGAUGAAGCGGGGAGGCCCUCAACCUGAUGGUAUCCUGGCUGCCCUGCUGGGCCCUGACCCUGCACAAAAGAGCGUGGACCGGGCUGGUGACAGGAAGUAAGAACAAGCCCAGCCCUGGGGCUCAACAGCUACCGCACCCUGAAGACGCCCCAUGUGGGGCUGGGCAUCAGGCAGGGACGAUUGUGAAAGACGCUGGGAGCCUGGGGUCCGUGGGGACAGAUGCUGCCUCCAAGGGGCAAGGCCCAGUGCAGACUAGCACCCUGACAGGACCUUUCUUUGCCCCUAUCCCCUCCCUCCCACUCCCGGCUGGAGACGGGGUCUGGGUGGGCUGGAUGGCAGGCAGGAGAAUAAUCAUGAUUCUCAAUGGCUGAGCCCCCGCUCCAUUAGGGGUCAGGGCCAGCCCAGGUGCUUUCCCUAUACUGUCUCAUUUAACCCUUAAAAGGUAGGUCUGUGAGACCCACUCAGCGUGGGGACCGAGGUGUGGAGAGUACGCGUGACCAGAUCCUGGAUAUCAGUGGGGGCGUGUAUGGUAUUGUAACCCAGGCCUCGCUGUUGCUGAAGCCAUGACUUACAGCCCUGGCUAGCUUCUUCCCCUCAUCAUGAGGUGCGUGGCCCAGGGCACUCCUGAGGCAGCGGGGCUGCUGGGAGGCAGGGCCACCUGAGAAGACAUGGGGCACCCCAGGACUUUGGACCUGCCCCUCUUCUUCCGGUCUCUUCCUGGAUCUGGGGACAAGGGGUAGCUUCCAAGGGGACUUGGGGACCAAGAGGUAGGGUCUUUGGGGCUCAGAGGAGAGGCUUUUGAAUCUGAUUGGCAGUGCUCCCUCCUGUCUCCCAGGCUUGCUGAGCCCACUGGCCCUCGCCUGUCCUCCCCCAUGGAAAAGGAGAGAGCAUUUAACGGGACUGUCCAUCCAGGGUAGGGCCUACAGCCUCCAUCACUGUCAGUCUUUCAUGGAAGUCUCUAGAACCUUCUGCGUGGGUGGAACGCAAGCCCACGUCCCCUUGACCGAGAAUCAAGCUGCGUAUGUCCUAGGCUCGCUCGAUGCCAUGCCUUGGGGCUGGGUCCUAGCAGAGCUGGUCCACAGCACUGAAGGCCUCUCUGCCUUGUGCUGGCUUCUUAUGACCCACCUACCCUGGCGCUCCUCCCACCGGGCCACAACCCCUUAUACUCAGAGAGCAGAAGGCCUGGAACCACCCUCAGGCAUGUCUCCCUGCCUGGCAGGAGUGACCAUCCCUAAAGAUCUUGGUGCUUACGCAAGGCUGUGUCCUUGUCCCCCUGGGUCCUGUUGGCUAUCCCUG
This is a messenger RNA of Microtus oregoni (creeping vole), 2554 nucleotides long. It is a transcript of the gene Col26a1, whose product is annotated as collagen type XXVI alpha 1 chain. The transcript is spliced from 12 exons. The coding region runs from base 75 to 1358 and encodes 427 amino acids. Gene Ontology annotation, molecular function: protein binding. The record is from RefSeq and is a predicted model, not a curated record. Lineage: Eukaryota; Metazoa; Chordata; Mammalia; Rodentia; Cricetidae.